Molecule: messenger RNA, 870 nt
Organism: Ornithorhynchus anatinus (platypus)
Lineage: Eukaryota; Metazoa; Chordata; Mammalia; Monotremata; Ornithorhynchidae
Exons: 4
Coding region: 7-666 (219 amino acids)
Source: RefSeq, a predicted model, not a curated record
GAAAAAAUGAAGACUCAAAUACUGAUCGCAGUCAUCCUGACUGCAGCUGCUUGCUUCUUGACCGCCAAGGCAGAUGAAAGCAAAGAGAGUUCCAGUGAGAGCAAUGAGCAUUUCCUGAAAUACAAGAGAUCGGAACCGCACUAUCCCCAUGACCCUUAUAGCCCCCAUGAUCCCCAUGGGCCCUAUAGGCCCCGUUAUCCCCAUAGGCCCCAUACUCCCCAUAGGCCCCACAGACCAUCGCGCACCCACCCCACUACUAGACCAGAACUCUACCUUACUCCCCAUUCCAGAACCACCUCUGCUUCAGGAAUGAAAGCCAUCACCCCCCAAGCCGAUCCUGGGUUGGCCGUUGGCAGCACAAUGGCAACCAGCACAAGCACCUCUGCAGCUGGUGUCGCCCCAGUAGGUGGCACGACCCUCACAGCCACAACCACCCCUGCAGCCUCCUCCUCCGCUCCCGUGACCAGUACCACCACUGCGGCUGGCAUCACCACUCCUGCGGCUAGCUCCACUAGCUCUGCACCUGGUACCGGCCCCAGAGCAAAAGCCACUUCCCCGGUAGUUGGCAAGACCCGCGCCGUCCCUGCCGGCGCUGCGGGCCCCUCCUCUACAGCUGGCAUCACUGCCACUCGGGCUGCAACCAGCUUAAAACGUGUGGGCGGCUGAAAGUGCAAUUGGAUGAGAUCCUGCAAAAACCGCCUGCUGAUUUCCCACUCUCUGUCUUAGCUGACUGCUCUAAAAAUCGUAGCCAUCUCUAUGAGUUUGCAACCGUGGUAAAUCGGGGGCUGGCUUCUUAGUGGUGCACAGUUAUUAAAAGUGUAUUGUCCUAAGUUGACUCUUCUUCAAUAAAGGCUUUUAAAAGGAACUUGA